UGGCGCCUUGGCUUGGAGUUGGCGAUGCCAUUCCCUUCUUCGUUUCCAUUCCAAUUGGAAUUCAUUUGGAGAAGGUGGGAGUGAGGGGUCUCAGUGGCCCCAUUCUCCGCGUACCCCCGCAGCAAGCACCAACACAACAGCAAGCAUCUGUGUUCCUUUCUCUUUCCUUGGGGGUCACAGGCCAUUUAUAUUCCUCUCUCUUCCUCCAUAGCCUUCAAUCUCCACUCCCAUCUUCUUGCGUCCCUAAUUGCUACUGCUAUUAAUUCUUAACCGAACACCAAUACCAUAUCAAACUCUUUCUUUCUUUCUUCUUUCAUUCGUUCGAUUUCUUAGAAAUUCCAGACAUGGGUCUGAAAGGUUUUGUCGAGGGGGGUAUUGCUUCAGUCGUGGCGGGUUGUUCGACCCACCCGCUCGAUCUCAUCAAGGUUCGGAUGCAGUUGCAGGGCGAGACCCAAGUCCCCUCGCUCCGCCCCGCCUACGCUUUCAACGCUGGCACCACCGCCAAGUUCCCAGCGCCGCAGCCGCCCAAGGUGGGACCCAUCUCCGUCGGGGUCAAGAUCUUCCGGACGGAAGGCGUCGCCGCCCUGUUCUCCGGCGUCUCUGCGACUGUGCUCCGCCAGACGCUCUACUCCACCACCCGGAUGGGCCUCUACGAGAUCCUCAAGCAAAAGUGGUCCGACCCGAACAAUCCGGGUAGCCUCCCUCUCGGCCGGAAAGUAGCCGCCGGCUUGGUGGCAGGCGCGGUCGGCGCGGCUGUCGGGAACCCGGCCGACGUGGCGAUGGUCCGCAUGCAAGCCGACGGCCGGCUCCCUGUCAGCCAGCGGCGCAACUACUCGAGUGUGGUGGACGCCGUGACGCGGAUGGCGCGCCAGGAAGGGGUCACUAGCCUGUGGCGCGGCUCCUCGCUUACGGUGAACCGCGCGAUGAUCGUGACCGCAUCACAACUGGCGACGUACGAUCAAGCCAAGGAGACGAUCAUAGAGAAGAGGUGGAUGAAAGAUGGGCUGGGGACGCACGUGGCGGCGAGCUUUACGGCGGGUCUUGUGGCGGCGGUGGCAUCGAAUCCAGUGGAUGUGAUCAAGACUAGGGUGAUGAACAUGAAGGUUGGGCCGGGAAUGGAGCCACCGUACAGUGGAGCCCUAGACUGUGGGCUAAAGACGAUAAGGGCGGAAGGGCCAAUGGCCCUUUACAAGGGCUUUGUGCCCACGGUGUCGAGGCAGGGCCCAUUUACGGUAGUGUUGUUCGUGACGCUGGAACAGGUCCGCAAGAUUCUCAAGGAUUUUUGAAGAUGACGAUGAUGACGAUAAACUAAUUGAUUUAAUAAGAUUGAUUAUUCUUAUCUCAUUAUUAUUAGCCUUUAGCCUUUAGGAAGUGGAAAAUUGGAACGUGAUGCAUGCAGUUGAUGGAUGGAUGGAUCAUUGAAAUAGAAAUAGAGUAUUUGCCAUUUAAUGUUU
Diospyros lotus (date-plum) is the source of this 1454-nucleotide messenger RNA. Its product is annotated as mitochondrial uncoupling protein 5-like. The transcript has a single exon. Gene Ontology annotation, biological process: phosphate ion transmembrane transport; oxaloacetate transport; succinate transmembrane transport. The record is from RefSeq and is a predicted model, not a curated record. Lineage: Eukaryota; Viridiplantae; Streptophyta; Magnoliopsida; Ericales; Ebenaceae. Gene Ontology annotation, molecular function: succinate transmembrane transporter activity; malate transmembrane transporter activity; oxaloacetate transmembrane transporter activity. Bases 345 to 1286 code for a protein of 313 amino acids.